Lampris incognitus (smalleye Pacific opah) is the source of this 6708-nucleotide messenger RNA. It is a transcript of the gene cep85l, whose product is annotated as centrosomal protein 85, like. The record is from RefSeq and is a predicted model, not a curated record. Gene Ontology annotation, cellular component: centrosome. Lineage: Eukaryota; Metazoa; Chordata; Actinopteri; Lampriformes; Lampridae. The transcript is spliced from 13 exons. The coding region runs from base 262 to 2760 and encodes 832 amino acids.
GGCAGCCUCAGCCCCGCCGAUCCGCAUUGUAUUCGAUACCGGACUCGGGUAGGGGGUGUUUUAAUGAGAGGGGAUCCGUUCCCGGCUCUUUUAAUAUUAUACAGCUGGACGGCAGCGCCGGCCAGCCAUGGAAACAUGUCGAGUCUUUGAGGAAUUCUCCCCGUCUUUGUGAGAUCACGUUUCGAGAUUUUCUUCUCCCCCCCACCUCCUCUGUCCGGAUAGCCCGCGAAUCGAUAAUAAUUGCCGGGGCACGUCGGGCGUAUGAAACCAACAACAACAACAACAAUGUGGAGCAGAAGCGAUUUUGAGGAUGGAUACGAGUCUUUCAAAACAGGUUCCAGUAGCACCAGCUCUUCAGGAUGGGUGCCUGGCUGCGACUCCUCAUGGCAGGGCAACUCCUCUGCCCCCGGCAACAGUAACCAUGGGCGUCGCCAUAGCACAGCAUCCGACAGCGGAGACACUGGAAUUGGCACCUCCUGCUCCGACAGUGUGGAAGACCACUCCAGUUCCAGCACCACCCCUCUGUCCUUCCAUCCACUGACCCAGCAUCGCUCCACUCAGGGUGCGGGUAGCGGUGGCCCCAUCCCUACGGCCCAUGUCAUGCCCUCGCCCUCCCCGUCCUCCUCAGGCUCAGUCAAGCUCAGCGUACCAACGUCGCCCGGCAGCGCCAGUCCCUGGAGCAGCUCAUUCCAGCUAAUAAUGCCUACAUCCUCUUCUCCGCUAGACGGGCAGCAAUCUCUAGAUAUGAAGGACCCCCGGCCUGUCCGGAGGUGGUCGUCGCUCACCAGGCUGUCAGCCGGGGCGGAGAAGAGCUCUGGUAGGGGCUCGGGAAGCUGGAUCAACCCAGACCCACAUGGCUCCCUGGACAGAGUACUGUUAUGUGGGCACAGGCAGGAGCCUCUUGGAGGAUCAAACAUGGACCACUAUCUCCCUUCAUCCUCCUCUUCCUCCUACCUUUCUCACGGACUGCUGCUCCGUUCACCCGGUGCGGACCCCCGUUAUCGCUGCAAUUUGAGUGGAAAGAUGGUUGGUACUCGACAUGGGACAGACUCAGCCCGCUCCUCGGCCCUGUCCUCCCCUCUGAAGCCCAGCAGCUUGAGUCUGAGCCACAGCACCUCGCUAGAGAGCGGGCUAGCCUCCGGGGCAGGGAACAUCUCCGGACUCACCUUACCCGGCCAACGAGGCUUGCUACUGGGUCACCAGGCCGUGGCAGGGUCCCCCAUCCAGCCAGCCGUCCGGACGGAGAUGUGGCUGAGCGAGCAGAUGGAGCACAGGCCUGGGUCAGAAUUCGGGAGAACCGGUUUAGAACUUGCGGGCGGAGUGGGUCGGACAGGCGGGACAGGAGCAGAGGUGUGCGGCGGAGGUGUGCCGUCGUCGUGGCAUCAGGAGCAUCAGCAGAAAGAAAGGCUGCGGCAGGAGGGAGACUUCAACCAGGUAUUGUCGGGGACCUCCUUAUCUGUCAACACCCUAGUGAAGAUCAAGGAGGGGCUACUGAGGCAGAGAGAAUUGGAGAUAGAUAGGCAAAAGCAGCAGAUUCUGCAGCUCCAUGCCCGGAUCAGAGAGAACGAGCUCAGAGCGCAACAGGUUCUCCAGAGUCAAAGAGGGCGCUCUGAUGACCCCUAUAUUCUCAAAACAAAGGAAUCCCCGUACAACGGUGCGACUGUUGGAUCUUCACCCGGGCAGCUCUCCGAUAGGCUGGCUUGUGAAAGUGGGGAGUUGGGGAGGAAGCUGGUGGCAGCUGAGCUGGAGGUUCUGCACCUGAACGAGUUCCUCAAGCAGAACACGCAGAAGUACACUGAGGACAUCAAAAAACUAGAAGAGAAGAUGAAGACAAGGGACCGUUACAUCAGCAGCCUGAAGAAGAAGUGCCAGAGGGAGAGUGAGCAAAACCAAGAGAAACAGCAGCGCAUAGAAACGCUGGAGAAAUAUCUGGCUGACCUCCCCGCACUGGAUGAGGUCCAGUCACAGGCACAGCAGCUGGUGGAAGUGCAACAGAAAGCGAAGGAUCUGGAGGAGAAAGUCUCUCAGCUGGAAAACAGCCUUGAGGAGGGACGUGUGCAGCUGAAGGAGAAAGACAAACUUAUUGAGACCCAGGCUAAGAGAGAGAAGGAGCUGGUAGCAACUGUACACAGCCUGCACCAGAAGGUGGAGCAGUGUUUGGAGGAUGGGGUGAGACUGCCCAUGCUGGACCUCAAACAGCUGGAAGUGGAGAACGCACAACUGCUGGAGCAACGAGAGCACAGCACCAAGCUGAUGGACCAACAGAAGAGGCAGAUUGAGAAACUGACGCAGGAACUUGGAGUAAAAGAGAGGACGUUACAGAAGGAGAGGAGUUGUAAUCAGCAGUUACAGUCCCAGCUGCUGGAGAGGGAGCGGGACCUGGCAACUCUAUCUGGAACAUUACAACAGAACCAGAAGCAGCUGGAGGAGGAGGUGCUGAUGUGUCCGGUGUCCCAGGCGCAGAUGCCUGAGGCUGGCUGUCUCCUGAAGGAGAUGUCCCUCUGUCUGCUGGAUCUCAAGGCUCUCUGCAGCAUCCUGUCUCAGCGGGCUCAGGGCAAAGAGCCCAACCUGGCAUUGCUGCUUGGUAUUAAAUCCAUGAGUAUAUCUGGGGAAGAGAAUGACAACGUGGUCAUGGUGGAGGAUGAGCUGAGAUCCAAUCUACUGGAAGUGGGCCAGCUAAGGAGGGACAUCGAUGAGCUGCGGAAAACCAUCUCAGACCGCUACGCACAAGACAUGGGUGACAACUGUGUCACACAAUGACACACACACAUACAUGGGAAUCCCUCAUCUUCCACCUCAUUUUGUUUUCAUUCUUCCUUUGGACAGUCUGCAGGAUGCAACUACUGCUGCUUUAUUGGGGGUUUUAUUUGUUGUUUUGAAUACUCAAAAGUCUCUAAACUCUUGCUCUUUUUCGCUCUCCACUAAUCCUCUUUCCUCCAGCGCCUCAAACUGGAUUAACAACGAGAAUGAAAAGGUUUUAUGAAGGGAACGCUAUUAAAGAAUUCGAUACAGAUUUGCAAAUUUGUCUUACCGAACUGUUCUACAACGAAGGGAGAUUUACGGUCCCCGGCUCUCUGAAUGUAGGACCAAGCUGUGAUUCAAGUUUACAUCAAGCAGUCUACCCGUGUGGAGGUGUUACAUGUUUUUGAGAAGUUGUUGGUUUUGUGUUUCAAGAAGCGGUGGAAUGAGUUCUCGCUUAUGGACUGUGGACAUUUCCUGUGCAUUGACAGGUCUUUUAACAUGAACUUGAAAUUCCCGUUGUCUGCGUACAGAAAAUGGGAUUGUUGAUUUUUUUUUUCCCAAUGUACAGUUUCAGUUAGAAUAUACAUAGCCAACCCCUGUCCUCCUGCCCAAGCCCCAUUGGCCAGUACAGUAAAAACUCCUGCUGCUCUCUUAAAGUGCCUCUUUAAGUGAAAGCUAAGUCCACCAAUGAGCUGUCUGCUUCUGAAAUGAUCACCUUUGCAAUCUAAACUUUCUCUAUAUAACGUCUGCUAUCCAAAGAUGUAUCAUAAUUUACGAAGAUAUAAUAGAAGUUAUCACAAAUUUAAGUAAUUGCUGAAAACAUUUUCCAUUAAAUUACUGACUAGAAGAUCUAAUCUAAGUGUAGUCUGCAACUUGAAUUUUUACGGUUCUGUAAAAGCCCACUAUUUAAAAUGCUGUAGCAUCUAUAUGUGUUGGAAGGAGAGUAAAUCAGGUUAUGUACACAUUUCACAGAGAGACUAUGUGAGUGACCAUCCCAUACUGGAAAGGUCAAAGCGUCUUUUAGAAAGACGUUAAAUGCCCAUUCAUUGAAUGUUACAACGGUUGUGUGUUGGUUAAAUGCCAAUAAUUUCCUCAUGGUCGGCCCUCCUGUUUCUAUUCAUGCAACUUGAUACUGAACGAGGAUUACGACCACAUUAUUUGUGUAGCGAAAUAAACGCUUAGGGCUUCCCAUUAAUGCAUUUAAUUCUAUAGACAGAUUUAUCAGGUUUAAAAAAAAGAAAGGUAAUUGAACUGGUAGGCUUCGAUAAAUCCCGCUGUCUUAUUUUGGAGUUCUCUUUAUGCAGAGAAGCACUUCAACUAAGCGUGCCCACGUUCAGAGCAGAUGUGAAACUGAUCUCAGGGGAUAGUGUAAUACGAAUUAAUUUAACAAAAUACAGAGAAUCAGGCGCAUAAGCUGCCUUCCUAAAACAUGGCCACUGUCCCCAGAAGUCACGUGUUCACACAGGAGGUCGCAGGUCGACCUCAGCUAGCAGCACCACAAAACGUCUCGACUUUACAGGACGAUGCCAGCCCUCCCUUCAGGUUCUUGUAAUGAACUGUACUACUUUUCUGCUCUUAGUGGUGUAAGAUAAUGUAAAUAUACAGUAAAUCCUGCUGGCAGAUGUUGUGAAAAUGUAAAUCUGAUCACGCGCGAUAAAAACGACAGCUUUUUCUAUUCCUCCAGUAACAUUUUGUCUUGCUGGUGAUGAUGAUUAUUAACUAGCUAGUUUUGCUAUUAACCAGGUUCUCUAGGAGUCAUUUAUGAUUACAUAGCAGAUAAUUAAUGCAAUAAUGCUCCAAGUCAGGUAAUAUUCAGGUAUGUGUAAAACCAAAAGAACGGUCCAGAAAUUGUUCGCAUAGCAGAUAGCGAGAGUUCAUGUCUAUGAUAAAAUCAUAUUGUUCCAUGUUGGUUAAGCCUGAAACGAUUAAAAAAAAAAAAAGGGUUUCCUCUGUAAAUUGUAACUGACUUUGCUCUUGUAUCUUAUAAAACUGAGUCAAGACUUGGGCAACCUCAAUAAUAUAGGAAAGACAUUACAUUUUUAGUUAUAGCAAGUUUAUCGGUAAACAUUUCCUGUUUCCUUGUGAGAAAAUGGCUCAUGUUAUUUAGUGGGAUUAUACAGGUACAUUAACAGCAUAUAAAUGCAAUAGCAAAAGAGAUUACUAUGCGCUACGUAUACCACACAGCAGUCAUCUAGAGCCGUAAUCAUUUCAUACCAUAUUCAUAAUAUAAUGCAUAUCACGAUGUUUUCCAAUAUAUAUGCUUAAACAGCUAUAUGCUGAUAUUGUACCUGUGAUUACCCACAAUGCUUCACAAUUUUAAUGUCACCUUGUUAGUGUCUGCAGAGGGCACCAGAAGACUUGACGCAUCAUAGGAAACAUAAUAAUGAUAGUUACAUAGCUUUUCUUUAUGGAAAUGGAGCCCAAGUCUUGUUUUUUCUUCUUAAAGGGAAGGGAACUAAACCAGUCAUGACAAUUGUUAUACAGAACCUGUUUGUCCAUUUACAAAUUAAUUUAUUUGUAUGACGUGCUGCGUAAUUUUAUUGAUUCUGUAAUUAACUCAAAACCAAUGUUUAAAAUGGAAAUACUAUUUCUUUUUCCUAAAUGUAAGUAUAUUUUGCAUGUUGCUCAAUGAAAAGUCCUUCUGACUUUACUUUUGGGUCAUGUUUAGAGCAUACUGUAGCCUAGCAUGUUUAGCCUGCUCAAUAACUGCACUAUUUUACCAAUGUAACAUGUUUAAGAUGAACAUUAGAGAUGUAAAAAGGUAAGCAAAAAAUAGUCUGAGAGGAACAUGAAAUGGUAAAAAUGGGAUAUACUGUUGUCUAUGCAAUCUUACCAGCACAUGUUCAGUAACAGGCAUGAUGAAAUAUUAACCUGUGCCUUUGAUAGUCUUAUCUAUGCAGUAGGCCACGUGACUAGUGUCUGUAAUUCUGACUUUAUUCAUAGUUAAAUGUGAAAUAUUGUUCAUAUGUUGAUCCAAUUGUAAUGACUGGUUUGAGGCCUAUCACUUCAUCCUUGGUUUUCCAGCUUCUUAAAACUAAACUGAUUUGUUUCGUUGAGUCAGCAGGACAUAGCCAGUCAUGUUUUUAUGAGGAAAGUCUGAAGGACGAGAAAACAGUAUUAUUGUCGACACUGUCAAAGAUGAAAAGUCAUGUAACAUUUUCCUGUACAACAAGAGCGGCAAUAUCACAGUGGAUGUGAACUUUUUCCAGUCAGUCGUGUACAAGGCAAGCGUGUGAUAUUUCCCCCGAGCGAGAUUUGACGAAGAUGCUGAGCCAUAGGCGUGACGAAUGCAUACACCUACUCAGGUAACUAGAGAGAGAGAGGAUGCGGUCUCCAUGGAAACCUGAAGAAUGUACUAACUGUAAAUGCACUGUUGAUUGUGGGAUGUAAUUGGCUUUGGUCCAAAGAAUCUAUGGACAAAGAAUGGCUGACAGGAAAACAAAAGCAAAAACCACUAUCCUUCCUCUGUGUCACAUUUCACAAAAAUCCAAUUUUGAACCUGAUCCGUUACAACGUUCAUGUAAAGCACUGUACAUGCUGAUGUGUCAAGUUUGUCAUAUACGAUCGGGCUGUUAUUUUGCACAAGAAUCAGGUUAUUGAUUUUUCUGCUCCAUGUAAGCAAAAGUUUCUUUGUCUGAAUGGUUCAAGUGGUAAAGUCAAUUACAAAUCAUGCUAGGAAACAUCAUAGAAACAAAACGGUUACAAUGGCUGUAUUAAUGUGUGUGCGUGUGUGUGAGAGAGAACCUUCAGCCGGUGUGGACGACAUAAGCCACUGGAUGGCUUCUUUAUCUGUAUCAAUAGAAAACAGUUGUUUUAUAGUAUUAAUGUUUCAAGCUUUUUAGUUUUGCAGCUAGAGUUUAUGGAUGCCAAAGAUUUAUUUAUAUACAAUGAUGUUCCUGAAAAGUAUUUUUCCAUUUUUGAAAAGAAGGUUUUGUUAUUUGUUUAGAUGGCAAAUAAAAUAUUUUU